Messenger RNA from Cyprinus carpio (common carp), 2137 nucleotides. It is a transcript of the gene tmx2b, whose product is annotated as thioredoxin-related transmembrane protein 2b. Gene Ontology annotation, biological process: brain development. The record is from RefSeq and is a predicted model, not a curated record. Gene Ontology annotation, molecular function: disulfide oxidoreductase activity. Gene Ontology annotation, cellular component: membrane-bounded organelle. NCBI's taxonomy places the organism in Eukaryota, Metazoa, Chordata, Actinopteri, Cypriniformes, Cyprinidae.
AGUUUUCCUUCGUCCGCAGUGACCUCUGUCCUUUUAAAUCGUUUAAUUCAUUUGUCGACGAAUAUUGUCUCGCAUUGGUGCAGACUGUGCUGUCUCGGAUCACCGCAGCACGCAUUCUCAAAAAAGUUAAUUAAAUAAAUAAAAGAAUGGCCUUAUUAACGCCUCUCUUCGCGUUUCUGUAUCAUUUGCCGCAGGUUUACAAAUGGCUACUAAAGCCGUACUACAUAGCCUCGUUAUUUAUGUGUGUGGCGUUCCUGCUUGUCCGCAAAACACCUGGGAUCUGCGAACAUCUUUCGACGCAGCGUGAGGAUGGCAAUUCAUGCGAUUUCGACUGGAGAGAGGUGGAGAUACUGAUGUUCUUAAGCGCUAUAGUCAUGAUGAAGAACAGAAGAGCAAUUACCAUUGAGCAGCACUUGGGGAACAUCAUCCUCUUUAGUAAAGUAGCCAAUGUGAUUCUGUUCUUCAGACUGGACAUACGUUUGGGGCUUCUCUACUUGACAUUGUGUAUUGUUUUCCUGAUGACCUGCAAACCUCCUCUCUACAUGGGCCCUGAGUACAUCAAGUACUUCAGUGAUAAAACCAUUGAUGACGAGUUGGAGAAGGAUAACAGAGUGACCUGGAUCGUGGAGUUUUUUGCUAACUGGUCACCAGAGUGUCAGUCUUUCGCCUCUGUUUAUGCUGAUCUGUCCUUGAAGUACAACUGUGCAGGGCUGAAAUUUGGCAAGGUGGACAUCGGUCGUUACAGCGAAGUAUCCAAAAAGUACAGGGUCAGCACCUCUCCUCUCUCAAAGCAGCUGCCCUCUCUGGUGCUCUUCCAGGGAGGAAAGGAAGUUAUGAGGCGCCCUCAGGUGGACAAAAAGGGACGGGCAGUGUCUUGGACCUUCACAGAGGAAAACAUCAUCCGCGAGUUUAACCUCAAUGAGUUGUAUCAGAAGUCGAAGAAGCUUGAUAAGACUAAAGGAGAGAAGUUCGAGAGGCCGACUGAAUCUGUGUUUGCCCCUGUGCCUGAAGAGGAGGAACCGGAGGCCGAGACCAUCACUGCGAUGGACACGGAGAGCAAGAAGGACAAAUAGAAAGUGCAUGCUGCUGAAGAGCACUGGGAAUCACUAUGGGACUGGACCAGAGUAUGCAGAGAGAAAGAGUUUGUAUGAAGUUAUAAACGGAAUGAUUGUGUUAUUGUUUCUUUUUGUAUAAUGUAUUAGUUAAGUGCAAAAUCAGUCCAAUAAUAUAAUAAAUUCUAAUAUUAAUACAUAUUUAGAUUUCAUAAUCACUGAUAUGCUGGACACAGUAUGCACAGACAAAACUGUUAUUUGGGACAUUGAUAGUCAAUCUCUGUCAAUCUCGGUUUUAAUUGAAUCUAGUUAAACAGUUAAACAUUGGACAUCUACCUCUAAUACGGUUAAUAAUUGUGAAGUGAUCAUUAGUAAGGGGUUAUUUUGUGUUGCAUAUGCAUCACUAUCGGGGAACAAACUUUUUAUCAGUUCUUUUUCUGUUCUACUGUUAAUCCUCCCAUUCCAUUGCCACUCCUAGUAUUUUUUAUUUUCUAUUUUUUUGUAUUAUUUUUGUGAAACAGCUUGGUUGGGUAAUGGUACUGACUACUAGACUGAAUUCAGUGGUCCAAAAAGAGAGGGUCUUUUAUGCCAACAGUUCAUGUUAUGAACAUUUAUUAAAUCUGUAAGAGUGAGAUCUCAAGAUAAUAUUUUGCAAGAUUCAGUUGUUACCUUUGACAUUUAGACCCAGUUACACAUUUCAUUUUAGAGAGAAUAUACUGCAGUAUACUAAAAGUCUUAAAUGUUUUGUUUAAAUGUAUUUUAAUUUUCUUUAUGCUGAAUGAUACAAGUUUUUAACAUUUCUUUUUUAUGUUAAACUGACAGGCACGGAAGAAAGCUGCAGGCAGUCUUCACGUUUUAACAUUUUCAGGUCAUUAAAUUGACAGUUGGAAGCUUUUAUUGUCAGUUUGUUCAUGUAGAAUAGUGUCAUUAAUUUCCCCGCAAAAAAGCAAUAUUGUUUUAGUUCCCUACUGAGUAAACAAUUCUUGAUUUUUCACUAAUAUUUAAUGAACUGAUGUCUGAAAGAUGUGCUAAGUGCUUUGAGUGUUUUUUUGCCAUUUCAAUAAAACACUUUGUUCUUCACAUCC